This is a messenger RNA of Melampsora larici-populina 98AG31, 1617 nucleotides long. RefSeq lists its product as uncharacterized. The record is from RefSeq and is a predicted model, not a curated record. Bases 1 to 1617 code for a protein of 538 amino acids. Gene Ontology annotation, molecular function: ferric-chelate reductase activity. Lineage: Eukaryota; Fungi; Basidiomycota; Pucciniomycetes; Pucciniales; Melampsoraceae. Gene Ontology annotation, cellular component: plasma membrane. Gene Ontology annotation, biological process: iron ion transport; intracellular iron ion homeostasis; copper ion import. The transcript has 13 exons.
AUGUCAUCCGCCGACCCCCCAGCUCAAAACGAUGUGUCCGCCGCUCAAAAAACUGCAAUGGCGAAGAUGGCUGCGGCCAAAACCUCGGAAGCGACAAGUUCGACCAUGUUUAUCCUUUUCGCAGUGAUCUUUCUAGUGGUGAUGUUUGUAACAUUACCAUUGGUUUAUAUGCAUAUGGUCCCAGGUCGGAUCAAAAAAGGCUGGACUCUAAAAACUUAUACUGGAGAUACCCUUCAGAGCAGAUCCUUAACAAACUCACGCAUAAGUCCGAAUAAAAAAAUACCUCAAUCCAUCAAUCCCAUUUGGGCUAUUUUUGUCGUGUUUCUAUUUGGACUUUUGAACAAAAACCUUCACACUUCUCAAUCGAAUUUUAAAAGACCGGGAUGGGUGGCGGCCACCUUGUUACCACUUGUUUAUAUACUUGCUAUGAAAAAUACUCCCCUAGCAAUCUUGGGAAAGGGAUACGAGUGUGUUAAUUACAUCCAUCGCUUUAUCUCUCGGCUUCUUAUAAUCGCAGCCCUUAUUCAUGCUGGAAUUUAUUUUAACCUCAAACUGACAUCAGGAGGAAAAGUUUCAUUCGGAACCACUAUUGUGUCCGGCCUAGUGGCCUUGUUAGCUUUUGUGAUCAUCUUGAUCAGCUCCUUGAAACCUAUCAGAGCUCGUUUCUAUCAAACUUUUAUUGUUUUACACGUCCUUAGUUACUUGAUUGUAUUAGUGGCCCUUGCGCUACACGUCAAGACGUUACUUCCUUAUGUAGGAGUGGCAAUCGCUGCCCUUGUGAUUGAUAUAGCACAGGUCUACCUUUUCAAAACCCGUCUACGUUCAGCAACUCUGACCGCCCUACCUGGUCAGGUGACUAAGGUGGAAGUGGACCAGUUAGGAGAUGGUUGGCACGCUGGUCAACAUGUCUAUCUUCGCGUGAUGAAAGGUACCUCAGCUUUGCAAAAAGCGAUAUAUUCAAUAGGUCUUAGUAAAAACAUCACCUUACCAGAACAAUUUGAGAAAGACACAGAGUCUGACAAAAACCUCGAAAGUUUGCAACUUGAGGAGACCUCAAAAAUACCUGUAGCUAUCGAAGGGCCAUAUGGAUCAAUUUAUACGGAUAUGUCUAAAUAUGAGACUGUUCUCUUCGUAUCUGGUGGAAGUGGAUUCAGUUGGUGUAUGGCUAAUAUCGAAGAGACUGUGGGUCAAGUGGUCCGUGGAGAGGCUAUCACUCGAACAAUUUUCAUUGUAUGGAGUCUACGUGACCUAGAUAUGGCUCAGCCCUUCUCAAAAUCAUUGAAUGAUACUAUUGAACUAGCCUUGAGAGCAGGUUUAGAAGUUACCUUUAAUAUACACCUAACAACUCAAUCGAAAAGCGUACAACUUCCACCAACAAUUCACUCGAAAUUAAUCCAAUCGAGAGUAGAUCUCAAUGCUUUAAUCCAAACAGUUUCAGAGCGUACGAAAAUGUCUAUCGAAGGUAGAGGUGAUUCAGUAGGAAAUGGGAUCGGGAUCGGUGUUUGUGGUCCUAGACAGUUGGUCACUGCAAUGAGUAAUGCAGUUUGUAAUGCAGAUUCAACCCUUGCUUAUAAAGUUGGAGGUCUCAACCUUCACACUGAAUCCUUUGAUUGGUGA